AUGAAAUUCGCCGCUGUCGUCGCUUUAUUACCAGCCGUUAUGGUCUUGGCUAAACCUGAACCUACUCCUGCACCACCCAGUAUUCAAGUAGGUAAAGGAGCUGUUGAACGUGCUGCAGUAGAGGAAAGACAACUCGAUGCUAGACAGGUCGGAUCCAUCCUUUCUGAGGCUACCGCAGGCGCUGCAAGUAUUGUUGGUCAAGCUACUGGAGGCGUUGGAAGUAUUGUCGGUCAAGCUACCAGCGCAGCUGGUACCGGUGCUGUAGGAUCGGCAAUUGCUAGUGUUGCUGGACAAGCUACUUCUGGCGCUGGAAGUGUGGCCGGAGCAGCAACAAGUGCAGCUGGAGCAGCCACCUCUGGUGCUGCCUCGGUUGCCGGACAAGCUACUUCUGCCGGUGGAGCUGCUACUUCCGCUGCUGGAUCAGCCGCUGCUGCAGGAACCUCAGGUGCAGCAAGUGCUGCUGGUGGUGCUACAAGUGCUGCUGGAUCAGCUGCUGCCGGCGCUUCAAGUGCUGCUGCAUCGGCCGCGUCUUCCGGUGAACUCGUUUACGCUGCAGGUAUCUGGACUGCUUUCUUAGGUGGUGCAGCCGCUAUUGGAGCCGCUAGAGUUUUGGCUUAA
Molecule: messenger RNA, 618 nt
Organism: Kwoniella shivajii
Lineage: Eukaryota; Fungi; Basidiomycota; Tremellomycetes; Tremellales; Cryptococcaceae
Exons: 3
Coding region: 1-618 (205 amino acids)
Source: RefSeq, a predicted model, not a curated record